Molecule: messenger RNA, 680 nt
Organism: Acyrthosiphon pisum (pea aphid)
Lineage: Eukaryota; Metazoa; Arthropoda; Insecta; Hemiptera; Aphididae
Product: leucine-rich repeat and guanylate kinase domain-containing protein-like
Exons: 3
Coding region: 201-680 (159 amino acids)
Source: RefSeq, a predicted model, not a curated record
UUCAGUAUUGUGUUCUGUAUAGUAAUCGUACCUACUAAUAAUUUUACUAAUUGAGAGUGUACUUACCAAUUUAUUUAUACAGUCAUUUGAAAUUUAUAAAUUUGUCUCACAAUGGUAUAAAACAUAUACAUUAUUCACUACCAUGUUCCUUGGUGGAAAUAAACUUGUCUUUCAACGAUUUAGAAUCUAUACAAUUGGACAUGUCCUCAAGUAUGUGUGAAAUACUUGACUUGUCGCAUAACAAACUAAAAUUGCUUGAUUUUUUAAAAAACGCCAAACAGUUGUCCGUAUUGGAUAUACAAGCUAAUAUGAUCGAUGAUGUACUGCAAAUAGAAUACAUAAAGACACUUACAAAUCUUCGCCUUUUAAAUGUCGAAAACAACGAUUUUCUCAAAUUAAAUAUUCACAAACAAUUGAUAUUUUCAAACAAUUUGCCUUUAAAAGCAACCAUUGAUCAAACAUUUAUAAAAAUUGAUGAACUGCAGCUGGUCAAUAUAUAUUCUGAAGAUUUGGAAUCAACUUUAGGGAACGAAUUACUGCAGUUUGAUAGUUUGGUUAAUUUACGUCAAAAAGAUUGUAAAAAAGAAGAAUCGUGGGAAUUAUUUUUGUUCAGGAUACUAUGCGAAGACAAUUUAAAAGUUACCUUUCCAAAUGUAGACAUUGCUCGUUUUCAAAAAUGA